GGAGGGAGGUAAGGUCGGGCUCGACUCACACAGCUGUUCACGAGUUUGAAUCGUCAACAACACCACUCUUCACUGAGCACUUGGGCGGGCAUUUUUUUUCUCUCUCUCUCUGCGUUGGCCCGUCACUCUGAUGUUAUCCUGUCACUGAACAGCAUGGCAUCUUUAACCAAAGUUCUAGAAAGCAUCAAAGCUGGCCAGGUGAUAGGUCUACAUGUUCAAGUUCAAAAAUUAUUAAUGCUUUCAAGUGUUGAAAAUGGAGAGGGCCCGCAAAUCAUCCGAUACUGUUCCCGCUAUGUGUUUGAAAACCAGAACCUCGAGAAAGAUACUUUUGCUGCAAUAUUGGAUAUUGUAAAUGUUACAUGUAAAUAUCAGUCAAAACAAAUUGCAAGUGACCCACUUUUUCAUCUUAAAUCAAUAUUUUACAUCAUACUCACUUCGACUAAAAGAAAGGAUCUUAACCAAUAUUUGGUUGACCUGGUGACCAGUAUGGAAUCUUACACAAAUCUGUGCGACGCCUCAAAAGAUGAUGCAUUGACCAUAAUGAGAACUCUGUCUCAAAUUGUUUGGAAUACUAGUCUAAAUGUUUCUUCACCUCUAGAAGCUCUUACGUUGCAGAGAGCUGCACUACAGUACCUCAUUGCUGCCGGAACAAAUGCAACUAAAGUGUGUUCACAAGCUAUAAAAGCACACCUUAAUUAUGAGCAAGUACAGAAAUCGCCAGAACACCUUGAUAAAUUUUAUCAGGUUGUCAUAUGUAGUUUGACGGAGGCGGCUAAAACGCGCAAGAAAUGCGAAGAAGAAGAAAUUUUGGCUAUAUUUGGUCUUGUCAUGGAAUAUGGCAAGAUUGUUGUGAAGUUGAACAUGUGUGCACAGUUCAGCAAGAUAACUCGCCCCUUUGUAAAUUUUAGCGAAAACUUUUGUGAUGCACAAACAAUACUAGCUUUAAAAUUUGGUCUGAAAAUAAACGAAGUGGGCAUGGCACUGAAAGUUGGCAAAUGUAAAGAAGACAUGCUAGUGACGCUGGUUGGAUCGUGCAAAGCAAUUCCCAGUAUCUCUGUGUUGAACACAGUCAUACUAGUCAGUUUGCUAUAUACCAUAGGACUGUUUGAAUACCAACAGGACAAAGAUACUUUGUAUUCUUUGAGUAGUCGGGUGCUCUCGUGUCUUGUGGAGGUUCUACUUGAAAGAUGUAACACACCACUAACAGAAGACAAUACCAAGAAGGUUACCACUGUGUUGUACCAGCAGUUAGGUUGCUUUGUUGACCUUAUGAAAACUUCUGCUGAUCAGAACACGAUAAUGACCCAAGCUCUUACGUGGGUUAUCAAGACCAAAGCCUUCAUGUCUACUCAUUGCGGAAAUCCAUCAGAUGCAUUGUGGAAUGUUUAUAAUGUUGGAGUCAACACUGGUAAUUUAGGAGUACUUGCCUUCCGAAACAGAAAGUAUGAUGUGGUAUCCAAGUUCCUUGAGACCUCUGUAGAUAUGCUAGACAAGUAUCAUACAUUGGCUUCACAAGAACAGAAGAUUUUAGUGGGGCCAUCUAUAAGCAAGAAGGUGAAGCUGUGGAGUGAUGCUCUCAGGUACCAUGGGAACUACUGGGAGGCAGGCGUCGCUGCUGCUCGCGGAUUUGUCAGAGACUACAUCUCGCUUGAUGACUUGAUCACAAUGUGGACCAAGAGCAAGAGGGAUUCCGAGAAAUCUGACAAUAAAUCCUUGAAGGGGUUAACUGUGUGUGAUGUUGUGAGUGAAGCCAGACAAAAGUAUGGUGAGGCAGAAGGAAUAACUUUCAACAUGGCUGCAGCUCUUCAGGCAGAAAUUAGCUACUACAAAAAGCAAACUUAUGACACAGUGGAAGAUAUGCUAUCAUGUGGGAGAGCUCUUGAAUGUGGGUCGAAUGCAGAGAUGAGAGUACGAGGCCUCCUAGUUAUUACGGAAGCACUGUGGAUUCGCUCCGACUUGGCUGUGGGAGACGAGAAGGCUAUUCACUGUGUCAACAAAGCCAUUAACAUCUUGAAAGAAGCUAUGAAAGGUAAAUCUUGCCAUAAGUUGUGUGAACUGGAAGCUGUAGCAUAUUUCUGGCUGUACCUUUGCCAUUUACAAAGCAUUCAAGAUGCAGCUGAAGCGGAGGUUCAAGAAGCGGAGAAGCCGAUAUCUCUGACUACUCAAGCUACAGACCUUGGUGAAGAGGAGCAGGUAAAUGACACCUGCGAUGUUCGUCCUGUAGCGGCCUGCCAAACACUUCACGCCCAGGAGAUAUUUUUUGCCCCUCUUAAUACUGCACUGAAGAUCUGGGACAAACUUAGCUCUCAGGAUGUGACCCUUGAAGAUGCAGAAGUGGCUUGUAGCUGUAUUACCUCAACAGCCUAUGUGUAUCAGCUCUCUGGUCUGGUCACUCCCACAGUGUGGUCAUGGGCUACACUUGUAUCUAUUGCCAGCAAGCACUCACUCCACACCUAUCUUAUUAAAGGUAUAAGUGAACUUUUGCUGAUAGUUCCUGAACUAGUGCCUAUUGAGCUUGUAAAGGAGGCAGAGAAAGCAUUGGAGUCUUGUCAAGAAGCUACUCCGCAAGGUUCUUCUAUGGCGUACCUCAGUGUCACUACUAUCGCAUCAAUUGCUUUCUACCAUUUAAAAAUGGGACAGUACGAGGAAGGUGCCAAGUACUUAAACCGAGCCCUGGAGACUGAUGUGAUGGAGAAGAGGACAAUGAGAGCAAUUGAAGUUCAGGCCUUGGUUCAUUUUGUUGCUUCAAUCUAUGCUUGGCUUCCCCACUGGCUGCUAGGAUCUAGAGCACAGUCCGCAGAACCUUGUAUUUCCUAUGCUCUCCUAGCAUGUAGGGAAGCCAUUGGAUUGGUUGGAUCAGUUGGAUCAGUUACUUCUUCACAAUAUGAAGUGAUAUGUUGGAGACAUCGUGGGACUACAGUGGGUAUGCCUGUAAUUUCUUCAUGCAAACCUGAUGUUAAAAAGACACAGCUAUCGUGUGAAAGGAUGUUUGACAUGGUGUUGGACGAUGAGGAAAAGAUGCGUACUGGAAAUACAGCUAUAGAGUAUGACCUCGGCUAUCGUCCAAUUAAUCCAGCUCUUGUGGUGGUGGGACCAGAGGAGCGCAUCAGCCAGCUUGCCAACCCUAAGUGUAGAGCUUCUCCAUCAAUGAAGUACAGGGAGGAAGCCACCAUAACUCAUUUUGAAGCAUGUCCUCGAGGAACGGUGAAGUGUUUAGUGUGUGCCACACCCACUGUUCGUCAGCUUCAUGUAGCCACAGCAGUUCUGCUAGCACUUGUUCACUCACAUGGAGGUUACCACCAAGCUGCACAGAAAUGUCUUAAAAAGGCCACGGAUAUGUUCACGGAUGCCAGUGACACUGCAUCAGAAGUGGCUAACCAUCUCAUUUCCCUUUUAGACAAGAAAUCUAAAAGAAAAAAAACAGCAUCUUCCAUUUAUGUAAUGUCAAGAUUAAAUCUGGCACACCUUCAGAUGUUACACACAAAGGCUGAGUGCCUGGCUUUAGAUAGGAAAUAUCGGCAAGCACUCGAUGUCAACCUGCAAGCACUUAAAAUUGCGAGUCUACUAGAACAGAAGCUGCUGUACCAAGACAUACACUUUGUCACUGUACUUAUUCUCCAAGGUUACGCCUUGCAGAGAUCACUAGAAGAGUGUACAGAUACUACAGAGAGUGGUGAUGAGGUGAUCGAAGAAAGCCCACUGGCGCAAGAGAAGAAAUGCAAGAAUGAUUGGAAAACACCUUUAAAGGCACAACCGAAAAUAAAAAUAAACUCUUGCCUGAAGCCACCACGCCGACAACUUGCUGUUCCUCUACUGACUGAAGAAAAAGGGUUUAGCAUUUAUAGUGAUGAUGAUAUGUCGGAGGAAUCAGUAAAGCUCCAGAAAGUCACUUCACCAGCCGAAAGUAAACAGUUACAUGCUAAAUCAAUAAAAAAGAAAGUUUGUAAAUCUCAUGUCAAGGCUAAAGCAACUGGUAGCUCCAGGAAGAAAGUGGAUGAAGAGAUAGAUAUAACCUCUCAUUUCAAACGGCUUGAUUUAGAUGACAGUCCUACAAGACUUGUAUUGAAGGUUCCCAGCUCCUGUCCACUUUCUGCAAAUAAGAAAAUUGUAGAUUCUGUCAAGGCAGCAAAAAAAUUAUUAGAUGUUCCUUCAUCACUGUCGGACAAAUCUCAAACAAAGAAAAAGGUUCUUCAUAAAACAAAGAAAUCUUCUGUUGCUAAAGCAAUUGAUUUUGAUGAAAAGGACAGCUCUAGUAAUGACAGCUCAAAGGGCAGUGAUGACCUAGAGAUGGGUAAUGGUCUUGAAAAUGUAGCUGCCCCAAAACAAGGACAGACAGCAAGAGGAAUUAAAGACAAGAAACCCGUUACAGCUAAACCCAAGAAAGUUGCAGAAGCAAGAUCCACGAGAGCAAGCAGAUCACUCAGAUUAGUAUGAUGCAAUUUCUUAUUAGGUUUUAUAGAUUGUAAUGAUUAUUAUCUAUAUUUUUUAUGGUAAUAGAUUAUUAGUACAGUAUGCAAGUUUUGAUUUGUAUAUAGAUAAAAGUAAUGUUUAGUAUUUUGUAAUUUAUAAUUUUUUAGUUCUUAGAUUUUGUGGAGUCGUUUUACUGGUGAUGAAAAAAGAUUGUGCCUAUUACGUAGAUAUUACAUCUUAUUGCAUGUGAAUUACCAAAGACUACUAAAAUGUUAAUUUCUGGAUGCUGUAAUAACGGUGCCUUACAGUGCUAUUGAAUAAAAAUGCAAAUUACUGACACCAUUUGUUUUAGAUUCUGUACUGUAAUAAACUUUUUUUACA
Molecule: messenger RNA, 4791 nt
Organism: Procambarus clarkii (red swamp crayfish)
Lineage: Eukaryota; Metazoa; Arthropoda; Malacostraca; Decapoda; Cambaridae
Source: RefSeq, a predicted model, not a curated record